AUGCAGCCAGAGGCGAAACGCGGACGCAUCUUGGAUCCUGUGUCACUCGCCCGUCGUCGCUCUUCGGAACGCGAUGUCCGCCACUACACCACACAAGAGAUUCGUCGACAAGCAGCCGCACGCGAUUCCAAUCUAUCGAGAAAGUCUUCUCGUGGUGGGCAUCAGUCAGGCGCGAAUUCCCGCGGUGGACAUGACGAAUCCAGAAAAAGCCGCUCGAUGAAGAAACAGCGCGAUCGAGAGCGUAGGAAGUCCAGAAGCAGUCGCUCUGCUAACCGAUCGUCGUCUGUAGACCCUGGAUACAUCCCACAUGCUACCUACCACAACUCCUAUGAAUCCGAUGUUGCGUCCUACAAAUAUGGAAUUCAGAGUAGCUCCUUUUCCAAAGCUCCUCCCUUCGAUCACCAUCGCUACUCCUCCGAAGCACCUCCCUUCGACCGCAGUCGGCUUAGUAGCGGCGACCGGUACGGACACGAAGCCGAUUACGUUCAUCAUCGUAAGAAUCGCGCCUCGUCCGAAGCUCCGCCCAUCCAUCACAAUCGUUCCACAGGUUUUGAUGGAUAUAUACAUGAAAUUGGCUACGCCCCGCCUCGCCGGCACAAUGAACACAACAAGCCUGUUUUCAAGCAUCCUGGGGAUUAUUUUUCGACCGGAAGGUACAAUUCUGCCAAUGACUCACGCGUCGCAACGUACAAGCAUGGGCUUCCAUCUGCUGAAAACGCCUUUGACCCACAAAUGACCAAUGAUCGCCAUGGAUUCUCAGAACGUGUAAGAGCUUACGAUCUUGGUCAAUACGGACACUUCGAUUCUGAGGCGCCAAGAGGUCGCGCACGGGACCGUCGUUCUUCAUCCAUGGACAACGCUCCACGAGGCCAUGGGCCAAGAGGUCAUGUGCUAAGAGGGUACGCGCCAAGAGGUCAAGCGGAAAGAGGCCAAAAUCCCAAAAUUCCCAAGAAGUUUCAACGCCCGUGCCGGCCAUUACAAAUCGCACCGGACUACGAGCGGGUCUACGCUGCUCGCCGAACGUUGUGCUCAAUCCCCUCGUCUGCGCAAAAACCGGUCAAUUUUCACAUAAAAUUGACGCGCCCGCUCACCGAAAGGCAGGAUUUGGUGAACAAAUUGUACGAAGCAUUCGAUUAUCGCUCGAAAGAAGGCGAAACCUGGGAAGAUUUGAAACGGAGAGUUUUGGAGGCGGAGAGAGAAUUAAUGGCUUACGAAGAGCAACACCAAGACGAGGAGAAGAAGAAACGGUCGGCUGUGAUAAGGGCAAGGCUGAUUCGAGACAACCCAGGCUGCGAUCAGCCAGGUUAUCGCCGUCGAUCGCGGUCGAGAAGCUGGAGCUGUUCGCCCAAUAAACGAUAUAAGGACAUCUUUGAGUUCUAA
Molecule: messenger RNA, 1380 nt
Organism: Caenorhabditis briggsae
Lineage: Eukaryota; Metazoa; Nematoda; Chromadorea; Rhabditida; Rhabditidae
Exons: 10
Coding region: 1-1380 (459 amino acids)
Source: RefSeq, a predicted model, not a curated record